Molecule: messenger RNA, 2162 nt
Organism: Mytilus trossulus (common blue mussel)
Lineage: Eukaryota; Metazoa; Mollusca; Bivalvia; Mytilida; Mytilidae
Exons: 16
Coding region: 64-1809 (581 amino acids)
Source: RefSeq, a predicted model, not a curated record
AAAUGCACUCGGCCUAUUAAUGUGAAAAGUGCACGUGUAUUAUUUCUUAGUAUACAGAUAAAAAUGAACAUCAGUAAAAAAGCCACAAAGUUCACAAAACAAACGGCUAUUGAGUUGAAAGCAUACAGAGAUGAUUAUGAUAAAGAGGAAUUAAAGAGAACAUUUAUAGAGGCAGUAAAAAGUAUAUCAAAGAAAGAUAUUAAGACAGAAAUUCUACAAAAUGUUGACAAAUAUGUGAAAAAGUUAGACAAGUUUCUCAGGAAAUCUCAAAACAGGCAGCAUGUUAGAGAGGAGGGAGAUUUGCCAGAAUUCGACUAUAAUUUAUAUCAACAAGACGGACAUCAACUUCAAAACACAGAGGGUAAAACAGAAACAGAAAGAGAGUUAUUAGUGAACCAAAUUAUAGCUGAAAGAAUUCAUCAGGACCCAGAGGUGUUGAAUUUGUUAGAUGACUUCCCACCAGAGAAUAAAAGUUUUCCACAGUUGUCAAGUUGUCACAAGUUGUUGAAAUUGACUUCAGGAUCGAAACAUGCAGAGACAUUACGACAUAUAAUGCUAAAAUAUUUCAGAGUUGUACAGACUCAAGCAGAAGAUUUAGUGGCUGGUGAAGAAACAGACCGAUGCUCUGAGAUGGCAACAGAAAUAAGAAAUUUUGUUAGUGUAUGUCAUCUGAGAAAACAACACUGUGAUCAGUGUGAAGAUGAGAAAAAGCCAUCAUAUGAAGAUAUAUUAACAUCACUUUUAUCGCUGUAUGUGGAAUUGUUCCUACAGUCUAAUAGGUCAGGAAAUAACAAAAACAAGACAGGGAGACAACUCUGUGGCUUUGUAAAGUAUUUGUUACCAUGGCAGCAACAUCAGCUAGACUUACUUUUACAAUUGUCAUCCGUAACGGAAGAAGAUGCAACAGUUAUUAUUCCUCUUGCAAGGGCUAUAUUGAUAAAGACAGAGGAGUAUCCUGAGGAAAAGAUUUAUCUUAGACAGGUUUUGGCUGUAAGGUCCCUCCAUAGUAAAGUAGGGGAUGCAGUGGACGACAUCAAUGAGACAAUGAAGUCAGUGUCAGCGCCAAGAAAACUGCUGUCAUGGUUAAGAAACCAAGAUGCACCCCUAGUUGAGGAAUUUCCAAACGAUAAAAGAUUUAAAGGGACCAUUGUGACAAAGUUUUUGUUAGAGGAAGCUACAGAGGAUCAGACUGAAAGACUAACAGACAUAUUUUCUUAUAAUGAAGCAGAUGAUGAAGAGGAAUCGCCAAUGGAUAAAACUCCUUCUAAGGGAGCACCAUCUACCAAACAGAAAGAAGAUUUAGAACAGCUCAAUUUCUUUAUUGAUACUGGUGUGAAACAGGACAAGUUGGAAUCUGCUGCCAAUGAAGACUUAUUCUACAUUGAUAAGGGAGGAUUAGCUUUAGGACAGAAUAAAGCAGAAGACAUGAAGGACCAAUCAGAGGAUGAAAAUGAGGCUGAUGUAGCCAUGGAUACAGAUCUUAAUGACAAUGUAGAAAAGAUGGAUGUAGAAAUAUUUCACAUUGAUACCUCUUUAACUAUGACACUGAAAAAAGAUGAAAACAAACAUUUGGAAGAAAAAGAGAAUGAAAUAAUUACUAGCGAUGACCAAACAUUGGAGGCAGAUAAACAUGAAAGUUUUGAGGAAUCAAGUGAGAAAAUUGAGAAAUCAAAGCAAUCUAAGAGGAGACAGUCAGAGCCAUUGAGUAAAAUAAAUACACCAAACAAAACAAGACGGAAAAGUGAAGCAUACAGUUUAAAGAAAGGUAUGACAUUACGUACAAGAAAAAGUAGUGCAUCACAUGAUUAGCAGAAUUGAGAUAAUUGUUUCAAAACAUUUUUAAACUACUCACAAGAAGAACUUAACAAAAUCUAAAAGAAUUUUCAUUUUCAAAUGAAAAGAUUCUAUAAAUGAGUUUUAGCAGAUUCUGUGCUUUGGUUGAAAUUCUUAAAUAUCUAGUAAGGAUAAAUGUUAUGCUUGCAUUGUUUAUAUCAAAGAAUGAUAAAUGUAUGAAUUUAUGUUAAUGAUUUGUAAAUUUUUAUAGAAAUGAUAACAUAAAAGUUCAUUUCCAAUGACAAUGUGUUAUUUUGAUUAACUACUGAAAAUUCAAAAAUUAUUGCGAUUUUAUGAUUUUAAACUGAAACCAUAAAUGCAAGUUUAAA